This is a messenger RNA of Cetraspora pellucida, 1164 nucleotides long. The record is from the annotation of a GenBank genome assembly. NCBI's taxonomy places the organism in Eukaryota, Fungi, Glomeromycota, Glomeromycetes, Diversisporales, Gigasporaceae.
AUGGAAGAUGUUCAAUCCACAAUUGAUUCAUUAAAAAAAUUGAAUACCAAGUUCAUUCUUCAAAUUGAUGAACUUAGAAAAAAAAAUGCUGAUAUCAAGGCUGAAAAUAUAAAAUUAAAACAAGAUAAAGCAGAAAUUAAAGCUAGAUUUAUAAAACUGGAGCAGAAUGAUAAAGAUACUGCUUUUGAAAAUGCUGAACUUAAAGCUAAGGUUGCAAAAUUGAAACAGAAGCAAUCACAAACUGAUGAAAAGAAUAACUUUAUUGUUAAAUUAAAUGAUGAUGCUAAGGAAAUUGAUCAAUUUUCACCUAAAUCAUUGAAAAACAUAGAAAUUGAUAAUUUCCUAGAUUCAACAUAUAAAGAAAAGGUUAGUAAAGAGAGAAUUAGAGAAAAGAUACUUCAACAAAACUUAUUUUUAAAUAAUACUUCACUGGAAAAGGUGAUACCUAAGGAUUCAUCUACAGUUCUAUUGCUUUCUUUAGGUCAAUUAUUUGAUAAAGCAACUGAUGCUGAAUAUGGCGCAAUUCAUGCCAAUCAGAAAGAGAUUUUAUGCUGGUAUUAUUAUGAAAAAGGAUUCUUAAUUCAGGUUAAAGUAGUUAUACAAAAUGCAGAAAUUACAUUACAUGAUGCAAAUGACAAGUCUUUGACUCCUAAAAUUUCAGCUAGAGGCUUCUGCCAAAAUUCUAUUACCAAUUCUUCCAGCUCAGAAACAUCUACUUCCUCUUUUCAAUUAUUUCAUACCUCUAAUUCAAAAGAUAUAAUAAGUAAGGAUAACAAAUCUUUAUUGAAUACUGAGAUAAGCAUAUUAUCUCCAAAGGCAGGCUUAUGCCAAUAUGCCAUCGAACAUAAAAUAGAUUCUAAGAAAUUUUUAGUUAUUACAGAAGCUAAGAAAAAUAAAUGGACUACAGAAUAUUUUCAUGGGAAUUUGAAAAUAGAUAUAUGUUUCUAUCAUGCUAAAAUAGAAAGAAAAAAAGACUUUAGAAAAUAUUGUAAAUUUUUAACAGAUCAGGAGAGGCUAGUCAGUGAAGAGUUAUUAUGUCAUGGUAUACUAAAAAGUGGUUUGAGUACUGCAUGGCUUGAUGAUCUUAUAAAAAAAUGUGAAAAAAUCUAUGCUAAAUUCAUACAGAUAUCUUUUGAAGAAAAGACUUUAUUUGUCUGCAGAUAA